GUCCGUGCCGUGUGUCAGUUCUCUUUAGUGUUUGCCAAUGUUGGAGGUAUUACUGGGGUCUGUCCCUGGAAAACAGAUAUAGAGGAUGGCACAAGUGAAAGUGCAGACAGCAGCAAACUUCUCUGCAUCUGCAAUGUCAUCUACAGGACAGUCAUCAGCAGUGGUGACUGUAGGUCCACUCAGUAUGCAACCCUCUAUGAACGGAUCAGUUCCAGCCUCAACUCCCAGCUGUAACAGUCCUGCAGCUGGGUUUGUGGACUAUACUGUUCCUGCAAUUUUACCAGCUUCUCCUCAGGAAAACAUGGCAAACCCCAAAGAGAAAACUCCAAUGUGUCUGGUAAAUGAGUUAGCCCGUUUCAAUCGAAUUCAGCCACAGUACAAGCUCCUAAAUGAACGAGGGCCAGCACAUGCUAAGAUCUUCACUGUGCAGCUGACACUUGGAGAGCAGACGUGGGAGGCAGAAGGAAGCAGCAUAAAGAAGGCACAACAUUUAACAGCUGCCAAAGCUCUGGCUGAAACGACGCUCCCCAAGCCAUCACCUCGACCGCCUAAAAUGGACAGUAACAGUAACCCAGGAAGUAUAACCCCAACCGUGGAGCUAAAUGGCCUUGCAAUGAAAAGAGGAGAACCUGCCAUCUAUAGGCCAUUGGAUCCAAAGCCAAUUCCCAAUUACAGAGCCAACUAUAACUUCCGAGGAAUGUUCAAUCAAAGGUAUCAUUACCCAGUGCCUAAGAUAUUUUAUGUGCAGCUGACUGUGGGGAAUAGUGAGUUUAUAGGGGAAGGAAGGACACGUCAGGCUGCCAGACACAGUGCUGCUAUGAAAGCCCUCCAAGCACUUCGGAACGAGCCCAUUCCUGAAAAGCCACCUCAGAACCAAAAUGAAAAGAAUGAAGCCAUGAUGGACAAUGAUGCCAGUAAAUCUGAAAUAAGCCUAGUAUUUGAAAUUGCACUGAAGCGAAACCUACCCGUCUGUUUUGAGGUGAUUAAAGAGAGUGGCCCGCCCCAUAUGAAGAGCUUUGUCACUCGAGUUACAGUUGGAGAGUUUUCUGCUGAAGGAGAAGGGAACAGCAAAAAACUUUCCAAAAAGCGAGCUGCAAUGUCUGUACUUGAGGAGCUAAAAAAACUCCCAUUUCUUCCAACAAUAGAAAAACCUAAACUUCAUUACAAGAAACGCCCCAAGACUAUACUAAAGACUGGCCCAGAGUAUGGACAAGGUAUGAACCCAAUCAGUCGCCUGGCCCAAAUUCAACAAGCAAGAAAAGAAAAGGAACCAGAAUAUGUGCUUUUAUCUGAACGAGGAAUGCCCCGUCGCCGUGAAUUUAUCAUGCAGGUGAAAGUCAACAAUGAAGUUGCUACUGGCACCGGCCCAAAUAAGAAAAUUGCAAAACGCAAUGCAGCAGAAGCAAUGUUACUGCAGCUUGGUUACAAAGCAUCUACUCCAAUACAGACUCAAACUGAGACGUCUGAGAACAAAGGCUGGAGUGGACAAAAAUCAUCUUUUCCUGAACCAGCAACAAACACGCAAAAAGGAAUACUCCAUCUUUCUCCAGAUGUCUAUCAGGAGAUGGAAGCAAGCAGAAAUAAAGCUGGUCCUGGAAAUUACCUGACCCCAAAAGACAUUAGCCAAGGUUCUGGCUGUUUCUUUAGCACCACCAGCAACACAGCAGUCAUUGCCAGGGAGCUCCUGCUCAAUGGGACCUCCCCAACAGCUGAAGCCAUAGGUCUUAAAGGAAAGGCACCUGCUUCACCCUGUGCCUCUGUACAGCCUUCUCAGCAGCUGGACUACUUGGCAAGGAUUCAAGGCUUUCAGGUGCAGUAUAAUGAUCGACAAAAUGGCAAAGAGUGCUUGACCUACUUAACGCUUUCACCUGUGCAGAUGACUUUCCAUGGCAUUGGGAGCUCCAUUGAGGCUAGCCAUGAUCAGGCAGCUCUAAGGGCCUUGAAACAGCUGUCAGAACAAGGACUGGACCCAGUGGAAGGCACAAUGAAGGUGGAAAACGGAUCACGAGAAAACCAAAGCGUUCCUGUUGUAUUGUGUCAGAAUCUCACAUUCUACCCUUCUUCUUCUGCUACUUCUGAAGAAGUACCCAGCACCACAGCAAGAUAUAUAGUACAACAAGUGAUCCAUCUGGGCGAGAAGGCAGACAAUAAACAGACUAACUCAGGCACCACUGCUCAGGACUGCAAGGAUUCAAAGGCUGUCGUCUAGGAGCCCUCAAGUGAAGCACCCACGGCGGCCGCUGCAUCCUUUGAAACUUGUCAACACGCAAUAGGGUGGAUGUGUAUGAGGAAGUGAAUGACUAGAUACCAUUAUUUGAGUCUAUGUGAAGACAACACUAUCCUAACACAAAUCAAUAAAUAAGUAAUGCAUGACAGUCUUUAAAAUGUGGGGAAUUCAAAUGAAACAAAGAAUUCCCCAUUUUAUGUCAUCAGAUCAUGUUUUUUUAAAGAUACCUGCCAAGCGACAGAGCAAAAGCAAGAAAGAAUCAUGUUAAUGAAAUUAUCAGUUUAAUAGUGGAGUAAAUCGAGACCAUUAAAGUAAACGGUAAUACCAAUAAGGAUGAAAUGGUUUUAUUUUUAUUUUAGUGUAGGAUAAUUUCAUCUUUUUUGUUCCUUUUUUUAAUAAAUGAUAAUGCUUGGAUAUUCUAAAGUUAACCAAUGACCGUGCUGUGAGAGUUGUAGUUGUUGUCUUCAUAUACAGUCAUCCAGCUUAUCUUUUAUGCUGACAUUAAGCAUUCUUCAUUCUAUAUGGAUAUGUAUUUUUUUUGCAAAGUACAAAAUGCCAUAUUUAGAAUUUGUUUGCUAAAAAAAUGUUGACAUAAAAAUGCUUAAUAAACCAUGAACUGAUGUUAGAACUGAUCGAUAGAGACUCUCAGACAAGCAGUUAUGGCAUUUGAGUUUUAUGAACCUGUUCUAACAACGGAGGCGCCUGGCCUCUGCUUAACAUAUUCCCCCAUUUCUCCUCCUCUUUUGUGUGUGAAACACAUCUACACCCAUUCUGUGUGUUGUAUUGACCCACCUUUGGCAUCAACUGAGUGUUUUUAAUAACUGCAUUCUGAGGUGGAAGAACUUCACAGGCCCAGAAACAGAAGACUUGAAAGCAAGAAGUACCAGACUGUAUUAGAGGAGCCCAGUAAAUGAACUCGGGGGUUCUGAAAUGGCCAAAUGCAGUAAAACCACGUCAGUUCAUGUUUAA
Molecule: messenger RNA, 3196 nt
Organism: Polypterus senegalus (gray bichir)
Lineage: Eukaryota; Metazoa; Chordata; Cladistia; Polypteriformes; Polypteridae
Gene: stau2
Product: staufen double-stranded RNA binding protein 2
Exons: 16
Coding region: 86-2209 (707 amino acids)
Source: RefSeq, a predicted model, not a curated record